CAUAAGGGGUGGGAUUAGGCUGAUUAUGAAUUUGUAGUGAAAUGCUAUUUGUUUUGCAGAAAAAAAUGCAAUAAUAAAUGUUGACAAGCUACGUUAUAUUUCUAAUUUAAAAGAAAUAACGGACAACAUAAACGGUCAUUCUAUAAUUGUGUAAUUCACUUCAUAAUAAUGAGGAUAAAUCUCAAUAUGUUCACAUUAACGGCUGUUUGUAUUAUUCUAUGUAUAACAAAAGCUCAAGGUCAAGGACCAAGUUGCCCCUGGGGCUGGCAGACAAAACAGGGGGACCCAACAUGGCCCUGCUAUCUGGUCACCAACAAGAUACAGAGGACCUUCUUGGAGGCUCAAAAGUUCUGUCAUGCUAUGGGAGGAUCGCUACUCAAGAUUGACAGUUUGCAAGAAAAGACGUGGAUAUUCGGGCUAGUAUCCAACUAUCAGAGGUAUUAUCCCACCCAUCACGAGUGGUGGAUUGGUAUGGAAGACAACGUAGCGCAGACGGCACAGAUCUGGCUGGACCAAUCCCCCGUCACUCAAACAUUUCUCCAAUGGGUACCAGGCGAGCCCCAGCAUUAUGACCCCGCCAACAAGUGUGUGGAAACACUGAAUGGAAAUCUAAAACACCGGAGUUGUGACACCAAUCAGUACUUUAUAUGCGAACGGGCUAGAACUAGUGUUCUCUGGUGCGAUGCAACACGAGCCUGGGAGGUUAUGGGAAACAAAUGUUACCUGAUCGUAAGAAAGUCGCUAACAUGGGAGGAUGCUAGAGCUAACUGUCAAGCGAAUAAUGCAGACCUAAUGGUAAUAGAGGAUGACGAAACGGAGCAACAUCUCUGGGAUUUCAUUGAGGCAAGAAGAGCGGACAUGUGGAUAGGUCUUCGGGCAAAACCGGCACCAUUCGGCUACGCUUUCAAGUGGGUGGGAAUAAGCAACAAAGACUUGGACGUCCUACAUGCUUAUUGGCUUGGAAUGCAGACCACAAACAACGCCCUCCAGACUGUUGUAGAUUCCAAUGGUACCAAUGCGUGUGUGAUCGCAAACCACUCAACAGGUGUAGCCGGAGUUCGGAAUAAUUGGCAAAUGAUGAACUGCGGGGUGCCUGCAUUCUCGAUCUGCCAGAAGGAGCAGGGGCGAUGCGCGGCAGGCUGGAUACGUAAUGGACAGAAGUGUUACCAGAUCAACAACCGGAUUAAGCUCUCGUACAGCUCCGCGGUCAACUACUGUCAACAACAAAAUGCCAUCCUACUUACAAUUAAAACGAACGCCACACAACAGUUUAUAAACAGUCAGAUUUCUGGUUUCGGAGCCCUGCGUGUAAGCGCUAUCUGGCUUGGCCUAUCAGACGCGUCUAUGGCUCAGUGGACUUGGAGUGACGGAAGUGGAUUCCAGACACCACCUUACCAGGAUUUCGACAACCUUGGAGGUCAACCCAUGACGGACCACACUGGUCUCGACUGCUUUGUAAUUUUUACAAACGACAGGAACGGGACGUGGAUACAGUCAACCGGUUGUAACAGCGAGAACAACUCCUUCAUCUGCGAGAUCGGCCUUGGUAUCGCUCCUACCUAUCCAACAAGUCCACCUGGUGCCUCCACCCAACAACCUGGCGUAGUUACUACAGGUGCAGCUUCAUGGAGCAGCGAGUGUGGCCCCUUCUAUGUGCUCGACUCUAUUACUGGCUACUGUUACCGCUUCUCUGACCAAUCCCUGAAUUUCUUUAUGGCGCGGUCGACUUGCGUUAACGACUCUGCUGAUCUGGCUAGCAUAACUAGUUUCCACGAACAGAAUUUCCUUGCAAACCGCAUGUUUGCAUUCCGGUCAGUGGCUUUGUGGAUAGGCGCCGCAAAUCUUGCCCCAAACAAAGGAUAUCACUGGCUAGAUGGAUCUGGCUUCGGCUACAUCAACUGGUCUCCUGGCGAACCAAACAACUUCAAUGGCCAUGAGCAUUGCACGGAGUUUGUCGCGGGAGGUGAUAAUAUUGGACGCUGGAAUGACGUUACUUGUACGAGUCAGCGCGGUUACAUCUGCAAAAAGAAAAGCUCGAUGAUAACAACAACCGCUCCAUCAACAACGCCAACAAUUCCAAGUGGUAAAAUAUACGGUUGCCCAAGUGCCGAUUGGUACCCGGAACAGAACGUGUGUUGGUUCAUCAAAGUCGCAAACGUCACGUGGGCGCAAGCACGUGCAACUUGUCAAAAUAUGACGUCAGAUCUCGCAAGUAUCCGCAACGAACAGGAACAGAACUUCAUGUAUAGCCUUCUGCCGUUGGUAACAUCCGUCAAUGACCAAUUCUGGAUUGGGUUGACGGACGCCGGAAAUCAGAUGCAAUUCCGGUGGACGGAUGGAUCACAGGUUGGGUACACUAACUGGGCCAGUAGCGAACCAAAUAACUGGGGCAAUAGGGCAGAGGAUUGUGUGUCUAUGCACGUGUGGCCGUCUAUAUCAAGGAACGGGGAGUGGAAUGACGCCAUUUGCGAAGACCCUGCCCAGGGCUUCGUAUGCCGCCUCGACAAGGCCCUAGUCCCGUCUGGUACACCACAGAUGGUUCGAAACAAUGGCUGCACUGCAUUUCCAGGGUCUUUUACCUACGGUCCAAAGUGUUUCAAGGUCUUCUCUGAUGCUCCUGAUACGUGGGAUGUUGGCACUUUGAAAUGUCAAGAAAACGGAGGACAGCUUGCAACUAUCGCGAAUGCAUAUCAGCAGGCAAUUGUAGCCUCACAGCUGAAGGGUGGAGGUGCCUACUGGAUCGGACUUAGCACUGCUAGUGCCACCAAUAAUACAAUGGUUUGGGUGAAUGGUUAUGGUCUUGCGUUUUCCGCGUGGGCUUACGGGCAUACAGGAAACGAAGUCAACAAAUGUGUGACAAUGCGGUCAGGGUCUCCAGGGCAAGGUCGGUGGAUGGCACAGGACUGUUUGACGAACCAGAAAUACGUGUGUGAGUACCCGAGAGCGGGAUGGCCACGCCCCUCUAUAACCCCACCCCCUGUCACACAGCGAACGUCCUGUCCGACGGGAUGGAACGAAUACAGCGGGAACUGCUACAGGUUCUACAAUCAGAAGUUGAACUGGUUUCAAGCUCAUGACUCGUGUCAAUCGAUGGGGGCAGAUCUCAUUAGUAUACACUCACCAGCUGAGCAGACGGCUGCAUUCUCCGGACACUACGGGACAACGAUUUGGAUAGGGCUGAAUGAUUUGGACACAGAGAUGGGCUAUUCGUGGAGUGACGGAAGUCCUCUGAGUUACCGUUCCUGGGGCAAUGGGGAGCCUAAUGACGCUGCGGGUACGGAUGACUGUGUGGAGUACGCAUCUUGGAGUCACCGCUGGAACGACAACACGUGCUAUGCAGCCAGGCCUUAUGUCUGCAAAAUCAGGAAAGGUUUACCUAUUCUUACAACCACACCGCCUGCAGUACCAGUUACAAAGUUUCCGUCCUGUCCUUUCGGCCCAUUGUGGCACCGGAACGGAACGAUGUGCUACUAUGUUUCACAGCGGACAGAUGGCGAAGGUGGGCGGGCAACGUGGUACGGGGCACGUGAUAUCUGCGCCAAACAAGGCGGACGCCUGGCUAGCAUCCAUGGAAUUGAUGGGAACAACUUCAUAUUGUCUUUGUUAACUGCGAAUUCCACUGACGACGCGUGGAUUGGACUUGUUGAUAAUGGGGUCAACCAAUUCAUCUGGUCUGACGGGACGCCUCUAGACUUCAUCCACUGGAAUGGUGGUGAGCCCAAUGACUAUCUGGGCAUGGAGAAGUGUGGACAGAUGUUUCAAUUCAGCGGUUACUGGAACGACAAUGACUGUAACAGUAAGUCACACUUCAUAUGCCAGCGGCCCGCCAACUCGCAGGUGGCCUCCGUCACGGUCCCCACCACUCCGCUUAUUUCUGGCGGUUGUCCAGUCGGGUUCAUACCUGUCAACUACGACAACAAAUGCUACAAUAUAUAUGGUGGAGACAUUCCUACAGCCAGACAAAACUACACGAGUGCAUAUGCUGCCUGUAGGGCCCUGGGACCAGGAUAUGACAUCGCCAGUAUCACCAGCCAUAAAGAACUCGCAACCCUGGUGAGUAUAUUCGUCUCAGCGGUACAGGACCAAUCGGGCAUCUGGAUCGGCCUAAACGCCAGAAACCAUGAAAGACGCUACACAUGGCAAGACAGCGCUAGAUUGAACUUCACUAACUGGGCGAAAGGCGAACCAAACUGGAGCGGUGACACGUGCGUAGAGAUAUACACGGACUCUAGAAAGGCGGGACGCUGGAACGACAUCGCAUGCAGUAGGGCUAAUGCGUACAUCUGUGAAACUACGAGAUCCACAGCCAUAGCGACCCCGGCGCCAUCUUCCUGCAUGACCCUAAAUAGCCCAGGAAACAUCGAGAAUCCGAAUACCUUCGAUUGCUACAGACUUCAGACCACACCGAUGACGUGGAAUGAUGCUGUAACUGCAUGUCAGUCCCACCAAAUGACGCUGGCGACGGUGACAGGUGUCUACGACCAGGCGUUUAUUGAUACUCUAAUAGCCGGUUAUAACACUCCUGUGUGGAUUGGGCUUGGAGAUCCGGGGUUAACAGGUACAUACAUGUGGCAAGACCAUUUCCCCGUGUUAUGGACGAGUUGGGCUAAGGGCGAACCUACAUACACAACAGGGGAAGGAUGCGUGACAACAAAUAGUGGACUUUGGAACGAUACGUUCUGUGUCAACAAAUACCCGUCCGUCUGCAAGAAAAGUUUCUUCCCCCCUGGUACGUCGACCCUCAAUCCCGGUGGUUAUUGCGCCAAUAUCACAUGGCAGCAGUUCGGAAACAAAUGCUACUUUCUGGACCUUCAGUCAGCAUUUACAUGGGCGAACGCGGAACAACAAUGUAAAGGCCGGGGUAUGGAGCUCGCCAGUGUAAUGUCAAUGAACGAGGAGAAAUUCAUACUGCAGCUUGUCGACAACCACGAGCUGACGAAUGCUGAUGUAUGGCUUGGUUUCCGUAGAGCAGACAACUAUUUCUCAUGGACGGACAGUAGCCCCACCAGCUAUAUUCAUUGGCGGAGCGCGCCCACCCGCACUAGCGGAAGUGACUGUGUUUAUAUGCACGACGGCGAUGGCACAUGGGACAACACUGAUUGUACGACGAAAAAAGGAUUCAUCUGCAAGACCGCUAAGUUACCAGCAACCUCACCGCAACCGACAACUACACCGAUUAAAACAUUAUCCACGCAGCCCCCUCCAAAACUCUCGUCAUCAGCACAACCAUCAAAGGCACUAACAUCAUCAGCACCUAUAUCAACAACCCAAGUCCGUAAGCAGUCGUCCCGAAGUCAGUCGCCCGUGACGUCCUUUACUCCCGGUAACGGCAUCAAGACGCCACCGCCCUCCAGUAAAACUGGCGCGCAUAUUCCGUCCGCCUCGGAGCUUCAGAAUCAGCAACUACCAAAUCUGCCACCAGACAUGAGCAGCGGUUCCGUAGCCGGAAUAAUAGUUGGAAUCCUCGUUCUUUUGACAGUCAUCUGUUUGGUUUUAAUAAUCCUUAAGCGGCAAAGCGGGGGACAGAUGUUUCAAUUCGCGAAGUUCGCCAAUGGCGACAGUGGAUUUGACAAUGCAACCUACGACAGGAGCAUAGACAGUGUACAAAUAAAUGGCUCAAUGACGUAUUAAUGACUCUUAAAAUGUAUUCAUUCCUUGCAUUUAUCAUUAUUCUACUUCUAUCAUUUAAUCGUUUAACAUGAAUAUGUCACUUGUGCAUUAUUUUCUAAAAUGACUUGAGACCUAAUGGUAUGAGCUCAUAAUACUUAUGUAUAAACUGUUGUAAGAGGACAGAGUCAGUCUCAUACGUUUAUGUUUUGACAUUGUUUAAUUGUAUUCCAUUCUAUAUUCAUACAUUUGUGAUAGUUUGUCUAUUCAAAUAUACGUCGAGGUAUAUUCAUAGCCCUGGUGCUGGCGUCAUUGUCACUUUAGGAGUCGCAGAUAUCUUUACUCAACUGGAAUAUCUAUGCAUGUAUAGCAUGAUAUGUACCUUGUACAAUAUUUCACAUACAACUUGAUAUGUAAUUUGUUUAUAUCGACACUGUUACCGGUAUUAUCGCGCUUAUUGAAAAAUGGUUUUAAUGAUCUUAAGUUCUGCGACUUGAUAACGUUUGAAAUCAGACGAGGGUAUACCUACGUUUCCUACAGUGAGUGAUUCUGUUGUAUGUGUUUAUCUGAUAACACUAUCACUUGAAAAUUGUACAACAUAGUAUGACACUAGAACUAGUGGCUGAAGUAUGUGUUAUUGUUAUUUAGAGUAUGGCCUAAAUGGAGUUACUAUUUGUUCUAUUUUCGUUCGGUGCCAUGUGCAUUUAAAUAGUAUACAUGUUCCAUUUCAAAUAUGUGCAAUAGUAAGAAAAGCGUGUAUGUUUUGUGCUAAUAUUGGUACCUUUUUUAAGCGUCAAUAAUUGUUUAACAGGUUUUGAUAAUACUCAGUGCUUAUAAUAUAAAUAAAUUAGUUUGUGCUUUGUAAAUAAAUUAAAAAAAUA
Mya arenaria is the source of this 6488-nucleotide messenger RNA. Its product is annotated as macrophage mannose receptor 1-like. NCBI's taxonomy places the organism in Eukaryota, Metazoa, Mollusca, Bivalvia, Myida, Myidae. The transcript is spliced from 42 exons. Gene Ontology annotation, molecular function: signaling receptor activity. The coding region runs from base 169 to 5631 and encodes 1820 amino acids. The record is from RefSeq and is a predicted model, not a curated record.